Papilio polytes (common Mormon) is the source of this 855-nucleotide messenger RNA. RefSeq lists its product as uncharacterized. Bases 207 to 686 code for a protein of 159 amino acids. The record is from RefSeq and is a predicted model, not a curated record. Lineage: Eukaryota; Metazoa; Arthropoda; Insecta; Lepidoptera; Papilionidae. The transcript has 4 exons.
UUCUACUAUAAUUAGUAUAUUAGGUUGCAGCACGUUUAUCGAUCUAAAAUAACUUGUGAUAAUUUUGUAUAACAUUUAAUUAGUUUGAAAGAUAACUCGUUUUUGUAGUAAACAUAAAAAUCGAUUGUUUCUUUUACCAUGAGAUACUGACAGGGCAUAAUAAAUCCUUGAUUUGUCUGUGGUAUUUUUUAGAAAGUGAUUUAAAAAUGGCAAACGAAAAAUGUUUUAUCUGGAUAAAUCUGAAAACGGGCUGCUACAUUAUUGGAUAUUUUCUAUUGGCUGUACAUUUCGUAAUCACAUCACUGGCCGUUUACUUAUCUAUGACUCUGUCUAUGAAUUUAUCUAUGGACGACCCGAAUGCAAUGAAAACGUUGGUAGACGUUUUACUACUGGGACAAUUUGCUUUUCCUAUCGGAAUUUCGAAUAUUAAAUUUACAAUCAUACUUCUAAUUGGAAUACACAAGAAUCUCCGCGUAUUUCUCCGAUUAUAUUUGAUAUUCGCGACAUUUAUGCUGGCAAUGAAUAUACUUUGCUGCUUUUUACUCGAAUUCCUGCUUCACAAGGAAAUAUCGACCAGUAUCGCCGUGCUUUUAAAUAUGGUAUAUGCCUAUUUCAUAUACGUCAUACGUAAGUAUUGGAUGCAUUUAAAUACUGCUAAUGUGAAGUUAAUAAAACAGAUUGUCUGAUUUGAAGUAAUGUAUGAAGAACCAGUAACUAUAAUGCCGAGGUAUUUUGUGAUCGAGGAGAUUUGACACUCAAGAACUUAGAGAAAACAAUAUAACAGCGAUAGAAACGAUUUAGUUGGAUUUAUGGCUAUCAAAAUAUACGAUUGACUAAUUAAAGUGAUAAAAAUUA